Messenger RNA from Zingiber officinale, 1206 nucleotides. Its product is annotated as putative disease resistance protein RGA3. Gene Ontology annotation, biological process: defense response to fungus. The record is from RefSeq and is a predicted model, not a curated record. Bases 1 to 1206 code for a protein of 401 amino acids. The transcript has 2 exons. Lineage: Eukaryota; Viridiplantae; Streptophyta; Magnoliopsida; Zingiberales; Zingiberaceae. Gene Ontology annotation, molecular function: ADP binding.
AUGACGAUGUUGUUCACGCUUUCAGAUUUGGGGCAGCUCGGGGUGACUCUCAUCGACAGCUUUGUUGAAAAGCUCCGGAGGGUUGAAGUCCAUAGGUUACAAAUGCUGCCUGAAGUUGGAGUUGUACUCAGAGACCUGGAGACUUGUGUGAUCCAGAUUCGGCACAUCAUCAGCGCUGCAGAGAAUUCUUUCACGAUUGCGACUGACGAACUGAUGAAACUUGAAUUGGAGGGAUUGCUAAUGCAUCUUAAGGACACGGUUUAUGAUGGUGAGGAUUUAGUGGAAAAGAUCGAGCACGAUGUUCUGCAUCAUGGAGUGGAUCAGCAUCAAUACGAGGCACUUCACACUGUGGUUGAAAUUGAGGAUAGCCAUGUUUAUAAAUUAAGGAAAAUUUAUCUAAGCAUAUACAAAAUUGCAACUGCACUUGUAAAGAUCAUCCAAGUUGUGAAUUCAGUAGAUGCAGAUGACAGACAGAACAUACAUACUGCAGACUCCAUAAGCAGUAACGCAACUUCCUUCUUGGUCAAUGGUAAAGUGUAUGGACGAGACAAAGAGUUCAAUACACUCAGACAACUGUUGUUGAAACCUUCUCUUGGUUCGGGAUUCAGCAAUGGCAGCCUGUCUUUCAUAAGAAUUUUGGGGGAUGAAGGCGUCGGAAAGACAACUCUGGCUCAGCGACUAUACAGCGAUACGAGCAUAACUGAAUAUUUUCAGUUGAAGAUCUGGGUCUAUCCAUCAGAAAACUUCAACGGGAAAAGAAUCACCAAAGAGAUAUUGCAGUCUGCAAAUAUCGACACUCCUGAUUGUAUGAAUUUGGAUAUGCUUCAAGUUAUGGUUAAGAAGAAGAUAGCAUCAAAAAGAUUUUUGAUUGUCCUCGAUGACCUAUGGAAUAAGGACCGACACGGAUGGGACAUGCUUUGUGCAUCACUAAGCUCCGGAGUGCCUGGCAGCAAGGUGCUCCUGACAACUCGCUUUCCAAGGCUCCCAACUGUGGCUUCCAAUGAAUGUGCAUUCCACCUAAAUAGAAUGGACGAAGAAGAGUUCUGGAAAAUUUUCAAAUUAUGUGCCUUUGGCUUUCAAAGCUCUCAAGAAAAACCACCACUAACUGACAUUGCAAAGAAGAUGGUUAGCAGACUCAAUGGAUUGCCACUUGCAGCAAGAAUGGUUGGAGGUUUGUUGAACACCAAUAUGGAUGUAAACCACUGA